GUAGCUGAAAAUCUAAUGGUUAUGCACGAGGAAUGCUUAGAAGGAAACUUUGUGACCAUUGAGCGUUAUAGGCAGGCCAUUGUUAACCAAGCUGCGCAUCCUCGUGCAGUGCCACAGAUUGUGAAUGAUAAGGAUGAUGAUGAGGAUGAGGAAGAUGAUGAUGUCCAAAGUGGUCAAAAUGGUGAAAGUAGUGCUAGGCAAGCCACUUCUUCAAACAUGGAUGUGGACAUUCCAAAAUCUGAGUCAAACAUGAGUUCAUGUAACAUGCGGAUUGAUGAUGAGCCUCUCAAAAAGGAUGCAGGUGAAGCAGAGGAUGGAUGGGUUGUAGUUUCAAAGAAAAAAAAUAAGGUUAGAAAAAAUUAGACGAAGAAUAGUUCAAAUUUUCCUUUAGGAUGGUGCAAUAUGAAUAGCUUGUGAAAAGAAGUGCACUUGCCAGAUAGCUUAAUAUUUUCUUUCUACCAUACUAUUUUGCUGUGGUGAUCAUUUAGCACAACUUGUUAGAUUCAAAAUUAGUUUUUCUGGUAGAAAGAUUUCAUCAAGAAUUUUGGUCCAUCGUUAGAUCUUACAACUUUAACCAUGACCCAUUUGUGUUUGUAUCCGCUUUUUAUUUUUAUUAUGGAGAAGGGAUUGGGAAGGGAUUGGGGUAGGACCUGUA
Molecule: messenger RNA, 655 nt
Organism: Arachis ipaensis
Lineage: Eukaryota; Viridiplantae; Streptophyta; Magnoliopsida; Fabales; Fabaceae
Source: RefSeq, a predicted model, not a curated record